Molecule: messenger RNA, 4550 nt
Organism: Drosophila biarmipes
Lineage: Eukaryota; Metazoa; Arthropoda; Insecta; Diptera; Drosophilidae
Product: homeobox protein 2
Exons: 5
Coding region: 284-2449 (721 amino acids)
Biological process (GO): regulation of transcription by RNA polymerase II
Molecular function (GO): RNA polymerase II cis-regulatory region sequence-specific DNA binding; DNA-binding transcription factor activity
Source: RefSeq, a predicted model, not a curated record
AAUCCGAAUCCGCUCAGAGUGGAUUCGUCUUUUGGCCCAUUCGGAUGUGGCCUCCGAGCGCGCGUUGUCCACUGACAGUUUUAUUAUUAUUAUUGUUGUUAUUAUUAUUAUUAUUAUUUGGGGCCCAAAGCUAACUCUUGCCCUUUGGAGCUGCGCGUAGUUUCGAUUUCGGUUUGGUUUCGAGUCCAUAUCCAUUCGGCAUCCCGCGCCGCGUUCGCGUUGUUUCGAGUGCAUUCACAUCCACAGCGAUUAUUGUUGUGUUCCAGUUGCCGUUUUGUGGGAGAUGGCCGAAACGAUCAGUACGGCGGCCAGCGGCAUGGAGUUGGCCCUAAAGGACCCCAGUCCGACUGUGAGUGGCGGCAUCAUUGUGGACAUGACGCCCACCACGGCGGCCCUGCUGCACCACAACGCGAUGGCUCUGCGCAGUCUCAAGGAAGCCGCCUCAUCCGCCUCCGAGUCGGAACUGCAAGAACCGCGAUCGCCGACGCCCACACCCACGAAUCUCAGCACCGGCCCCCACUCGCCGCCCAUGACCUUCCGCUGCGAGCGCUGCGACAGCUUCGAGACUAGCUCGCGGGCAUCCCUGCUGCUCCAUGUGGUCCAGUGUCUGGCGGGUCAGGCGGCGGCGGCAGCAGCGGCGGCCGCAUCGGCGCGCCUCAAGGGCGAGGACCUGCAGGAGCCGGAGAACAUGAGCCUGGGCCACAUGGAGGGUGGCAAGGGCGACAGCCAGGCGGGCAACGGCUCCAGCUCAUCGGCCAGCUCCUCGCCCGCGGGAAACAGCGGCGGGGGCGGUGGCAACAGUAGUUCGCGCAAGGUCUUCGAGUGCGACGUGUGCAACAUGAAGUUCUCCAACGGCGCCAACAUGCGCCGCCACAAGAUGCGGCACACGGGAGUCAAGCCGUACGAGUGCCGGGUGUGCCAGAAGAGGUUCUUCCGCAAGGACCAUCUGGCGGAGCACUUCACCACGCACACCAAAACGCUGCCCUACCACUGUCCGAUCUGCAACCGCGGCUUCCAGCGCCAGAUAGCGAUGCGUGCCCACUUCCAGAACGAGCAUGUGGGUCAGCACGACCUGGUGAAGACGUGCCCGCUGUGUAGCUACCGGGCGGGCUCCAUGAAAUCGCUGAGGAUUCACUUCUUUAACCGGCACGGCAUCGAUCUGGAUAAUCCGGGACCGGGCGGCACCUCCUCGCUGCUCCUGGCACUGGAAUCGCAGGCCUCGGCGGCGGCAGCAGCGGCGGCAGCUAGUUACGUGCCCUCCGGACUCAGUCCCGUGCCCGUGCAAUCUCAGUCCCAGCAGCAACAGCAGCAGCAGCCACAGGUGGCUCCUCCGGCCAGCGAUAGCGGGGAGUCCAUGCGGUCCCUGGAGAAUGCCACGCCCCCAAUGCACUUCCUCACGCCCCACGUGGAGAUCUCGACGCUGGGCGAGAGCGGCAACACGGAGUUGUUCAAUCUGAUUUGCGUUUGGCGUGAAUCUGCAUUGCAGGGCAACAACAACAACAACAACAAUAACAAUAACAACAACAACAACUGCGCUACCAACAACAACAACAACAACAUCGGGGGGAGCAACAACAACUGCAACUCCAUUAGCAAUGGAAAUGGCGAGACCAAUGGCGAUAAGGUGAAAGAUCGAGCCCUCAUCAUGCAGUCGCCGGUGGAGUUGCCCAUGGAUUGCAACACAAAGGCCACGCCCAUCACAUCCAGCACCACAGGCGGCAGUCUGAGUGGCGGGCUCAAGAGCCACCACCAGCACCCGCACCACCACCACCACCAUCACCACGAGAACCACAUAACGCCGUCGAUCAGUCUGAUACCCAUCAAACAGGAGCCCAUGGCGGAGGACAUGGACAAGAAGGACCUGAUGAACGGCAGUGAUCCCAGCAGCGACACAGAACAGGCUUCCAACAACAACAACAGCAGUAGCAACGACAACAACAGAAUCACCUCACUGAUCAAGGUCUCGCCACUGAAAUCGCUCCUGCGCGAGGACCUCAAGCGUCGCAUCUGCGCGAAGGCCAACAACCGGAUCACCCGGAACGCCACACCACUGGAGGGUAACAACAACAACUCCGUGCUGUCCAACAGCCUGAGCAACGGAUCGGGUCGGGGGUCGCCCGGGAUCAAUGGCGGCAGCGGCAGCGGCGGCGCAGGAUCCGGCGGUGGCCCACCCGCUCCGGCGACGCCCAGCGCCGCCAACGGCGCCAGCUCGACGCCCAUCUGCAACGGGACGAUCACGUCGACCGGCCAGGAUGGAGACCUGCUGCUCAACCGCAAGCUGAUCCUGACCUGCCACUUCUGCGGCAUCGAGUUCCCCGACGAGACGCUCUACUUCCUGCACAAGGGCUGCCACUGCGAGAGCAAUCCGUGGCGGUGCAACAUCUGCGGCGAGCAGCUGAACAACGUCUACGAGUUCAACUCGCACCUGCUCAGCAAGAGCCACCAAUAGCAGCCACAGUUGGCCGGCAAGUAGGAGGCCGCGGCUUGCCGGCUCGGGAUCUGGACGGUCCCCGGAAUCAACGCAGAUUCAGAAUAUUUACUUAGCUCAAUUUUGAGAGAUUUUCCACAACCAGGCACACAGUUAAGCUCAGAGCAAAUUAUACACUUACCAUCUAGUUCUACGUUUACACUACGCGUACGUUACAUAUAAAGUUAGUUAGAGAUAACUCAUCAUAUUUUUAUGAUCUGCAUGCAGAGAGUAUGAAAAUCAAAUGAGAGCUACGUAGUUACCUAAUCCCUUAACGAGUCGACGUCGAACGGUCGAGAUUGCAGAAUCGAACACGGAAUGCGAUGGAUAUGCGAGCAUACCUUCCCGGAAACCAACCCUGUUAUGUAGUCUUAUUGUGCAUUAGGUUUGUAGUUUAGUCUUAAGUACUUGGCAAUAAUUUCCAGCCGGUUCAACUGGCCAGCAAACACUUGCGCCAGCGCGAGUCCGCUUAAGUCGGUUUUAGUGCAUUACACAGCUAAGGCUCGCCUCAAAGGUGGCAGUUUAUGGUUUAAACAUCCACUCUUCACACACAUGAUAGAUACAUCCAUAUAUAUGCCUCUGCAGUUGCGGCGAAGGGCUUUAAAUUUGUUAUGUUUUCAGAGUCUAAUACGACAGCAGCAAGUUUAAUUACGCGGAUAUAAACGAGAAGCUAUAUCGACAUAUAUUUACAGAUAGGCCACAGGAUAUAUACGCCACUCUCACACAGGUCCACACACAGAUGCAGAUGCAGACGCAGGUACAGAUACAGAUAUAGAUUCGUAUUCAGAUUCAGAUCCAGAUACAGAUUCAGAUUCUUUUAGCUUAGCGAGGGUUAACGAAUUAUGAAUUCACUUAUUAUACUCGUACCUUUACUUAGCUCCUAGUUUGAAUAACUAAUGUAACGCAAUAACAAGAACAACAACGAUCGAGGGUUGCUUCGAUUGGGGAAUAACAUUUCGAAUAUUCGCACAGUGCUGCUCGUAAGUUUGCAUACAACUGGAGCGUAGGAACAUUUUUUAAACAAGCAAGACAAAACAUGCAAAAAUUACAAUUGUGAUACGAAAUUGUUGUAAAUAAUUGGUAAAUCGAAAUACGAGAAACAUGAACUUUAUCGUUUAGACAAAACUAUGCCUUAGAUGCCUAUAAUAGCAUUACAUACAUAUACUGAUAUCUACAUCUACGAUACGAGCGAUCACUGUACAAACAACCAACUGGACAUGGAACUGUUGAUUAGUAUAGUUAACUUUAGUGUAAAUCAAAAUUUGAGAAACGGGUCCCAGGCCCCCUUCCCCCUUCCCCCUCCCCCUCCCACUCCCUCUUCCUUCCCCCCCCCCAUCCCGACCACCCCCUUUGCUGACGUCACGGGUUGUAUGCAGCCAGCAAGGCGCCACUGUGCGCUAAAUUUUACUUCAAAUUAACAUCCGUCCAUGAUGUUCACAAGUUCUAGCGAAAAUAACACACUUAUCCAUAAAGCUUAUGUAUAAAGAGGACUCGAAGCCAGCCACUUCGUUUAGUUCCCAUUCUUCUGUUAUUCGAUCUGUACUUUAGCUAGCUUUAAUUCUUAGUCGAAGGUUUUUGUUAAUCAUUUUGUUGUUCAUCCGCUAGCACACUAGAGGUCCCCUGCAGCACUUGCACAUUAUGUACAUUACGUUCCCCCAACUUCUUGUAAUUCAUAGUAUAUAUGGUAGCCAACCACCCCUACUUUGCUCUUCUCUAGCCAAUUCACACGUGUAAAAAUGGUUUGUUGUGUUCAGUUAAUAUUUACUCUUACUACUCGGUCACCUACCACAUAGGGCAUCAUUUUGUUUUUGUUUUUAACUUUGUUGAUGAUUACCGUCAAGUUGUUACUCAAAUCAAUCCAUUUUGAAAUCAAAAGGCGUAUAACGUUGAAUGUAACAAUUGAGCAAUUCUAGCGAUUUUUCAUGUUAAAUUUUAAUAGAAUUAAAUCGAUAACAGGACAGAAAACAAUUAAGAACACCAAAUGGAUUAAGAACAGAAACAAAACAUUUACUUAAUUAGUGAUUAUAAUUAUAGCUACAAACAAAAAGGCAUGUUAAUUUUUUAGAAAUAAAAAUGGUUUAAA